CCCGGCGCUCCGGCUCCCGGAAGCGGAAGGGGAGCGCGGCCGGGCCUGGGAGACGGCGGCGGCGCCGGAGGAGGAGGAGGAGGCGGAGGGGGAAGAGCCGCUGGCGGCCGCGAGAGCACGGGCGGCGAGAGGCGAGCCCGCCGGCGCCGGGACUGAUUCAGAACCUGUGGAAAAGUUCAUGGAUAACAUAAUGUCAUGUAUUAGUGGAGAAACUAAUUGAGAAGUCUAGUAUGGUCUCCAUGGAGCUUUUUUCUGGGAUUGAAAUGGAGUAUCCUCAUGGAGAACUGUUACUGAGGAGAGAUCCAUUUGUUGGGAUGUAAUUAAAAAAAGAAUGAAUCAAGAUAAAACCUCUAAAUGCAAGUACCAGAAAAAUUACAACACAUCUUGGUGAAUUUCCAAUUGGGUCGUCUCCCUUGUGGGUCGGCAGGCACUUGGAGGACAGCAAAAUGGGCCUCCGGAUUCACUUUGUUGUUGACCCACAUGGUUGGUGCUGCAUGGGUUUGAUUGUCUUUGUCUGGUUAUACAAUAUUGUCUUAAUUCCCAAGAUUGUCCUCUUUCCUCACUAUGAAGAAGGACACAUUCCAGGCAUAUUAAUAAUAAUAUUCUAUGGCAUUGCCAUAUUUUGUCUGGUUGCUUUAGUGAGGGCCUCAAUAACUGACCCGGGAAGACUCCCAGAGAACCCUAAGAUUCCACAUGGAGAACGGGAGUUCUGGGAAUUAUGUAACAAAUGUAAUUUGAUGCGACCAAAGCGUUCUCAUCACUGUAGCCGCUGUGGCCACUGUGUUAGGAGAAUGGAUCAUCACUGUCCGUGGAUUAACAAUUGUGUUGGUGAAGAUAAUCAUUGGCUUUUUCUGCAGUUGUGUUUCUACACAGAACUUCUUACUUCGUACGCACUGAUGUUUUCUUUCUGCCACUAUUAUUACUUUCUUCCACUGAAAAAGCGUAACUUGGACCUCUUUGUUGUUCGACAUGAAUUGGCCAUAAUGAGACUAGCUGCCUUUAUGGGCAUUACUAUGUUAGUUGGAAUAACUGGACUUUUUUAUACUCAACUAAUUGGCAUCAUCACAGAUACAACAUCCAUUGAAAAGAUGUCAAACUGUUGUGAAGAAAUAUCGAGGCCCCGAAAGCCAUGGCAGCAGACCUUCUCAGAAGUUUUUGGCACUCGUUGGAAGAUCCUGUGGUUUAUUCCUUUCAGGCAGAGGCAACCACUGCGAGUUCCCUACCACUUUGCCAAUCACGUCUAAACAGAUGGAUGGUGGGCACAGAUGGGUCCUCCAUGCUGGAAAUUUUUCAAAACACUUAUAUAGUGUCCUUAAAACUGCAACUUGAAGUGGUUAAAAUUUCUGGCAAGAAGAUAACUGUUCAUGUAUUGGAAAAGUAGACAAUCACAUUUGAAAAUGUUUUACAUCAUUUUCAGUCAACUGAAAUCAAAUCUCUCCUUGAAUGUAGAUACAAUAUAUGGUUUUGCAGUGAUUUCUGAAUGGAAAAAAAAGAGUCAAGUCUGAAACUUAAAUGGAAUAUGACCUAGGAUCAUUUGAAUUAUAUAUAGAAAUAACAGAUGUACAUGCCAUUAGAGGUAAAAGGACAAUUUAUUUGUAAGCAAAAUGGAAAGAAGCAACAUUAUGUCUCUAAUUGUCAACAAUAUAUUUCCUAGAUUCUGUUGCUGCAAUAUUGGUUCUGAGUUAUUUGGCUUGUUUAUUACUUAAAUUUCUGUGGCUGAAUGCAAUUACUUGUUCAAGUUAUUGGUAGUGGAGAGUUCACCACUAUUUGUUGUCCUCCCGCGAUGAAUAUUAAAAAGAAGUUCUACUUUAGGUAGAAUGAAACAACUAUGAUGAUCCACUAGGAAGACUUCCUCCACAAUCAGAGAAGUAAGUUGCGAAUCUAAGGGGGCGGGGGGGGGGCACCUUAGCCUUUGGGAGGCCUGAGCACAGACAACCAUGCUUGUGUGAGCUGUGUGUCAACAGAGUAGUCUUUUUAAAAAUAUGACUGGUGAGCUUAAUGAAUGGGCAAAAUCUGUGAUAUUUUGGGGUCUCCUAAAAUUUUGUGUCAACCUCAAACUGUGUCUAAUGUUAUAUCCUUAAAAUAAAAGACUUUGAAUAGUGGUAUGUUCCAAGUGCCAUGUAAGGAUCCUGUUUUCGAAUGUGUCAGGCAUGUUUUCUUAAAUCUGAGUGCUGCUUGGCUGCAUUGUCUGUUUAACCUUGUCUGGUCCCUCAAGAGCAUUUAAAGAAAAUCUUCAGUAACAUUUCUAGUGCUGAUGGUAACAGGGAAAAUAAUGGUUGAGAGAUUGGAGGCCAGACUUAAAAGAGGGAAGAAGAUGACAAGUAGGAGCCAUGUAUCUGAGAUACACUUGUUUAAAUGAAAGAUCUACACUGGUUCUUAAAAUGAAAAACCAUGUAUCUACCUUAAGAACAAUGUUUUGUGUGUUUUUUUUAAUUUAUUUUAGUGAUUUAGUUUUUAUUCCUGCAAUAUUUGUUUUCCUU
Hyaena hyaena (striped hyena) is the source of this 2480-nucleotide messenger RNA. It is a transcript of the gene ZDHHC21, whose product is annotated as zinc finger DHHC-type palmitoyltransferase 21. Gene Ontology annotation, biological process: protein targeting to membrane; peptidyl-L-cysteine S-palmitoylation. The transcript is spliced from 11 exons. Gene Ontology annotation, cellular component: endoplasmic reticulum; Golgi apparatus. The record is from RefSeq and is a predicted model, not a curated record. Bases 447 to 1244 code for a protein of 265 amino acids. Gene Ontology annotation, molecular function: protein-cysteine S-palmitoyltransferase activity. Lineage: Eukaryota; Metazoa; Chordata; Mammalia; Carnivora; Hyaenidae.